AUGCAAGAGCUUGCCAAGAAGCACAUUGUACACACUGUACACCACGACCGUGGCGGCCUGGCUUCAUCGUUCUCGGUCAACUGCGGCGAAUUCAGCAUGGCCCAGCUUUCCGGCCAUCCGAGCGUCCCGCCACCACUGGUUGUGCCCACGAGCACCGUCGCAUUUCUGGUUGCUUCCUGUGUCGCGCUCACCGGGGGGGCUGGGCGCAGCGCUGUGCGACUUGACGGCUCGACCCGAAGGCACCGUAUUUCUUGUCCCAGCCUCACCAGUCACCUGCGUCAGUAUCAGUCCUCGCCGUUCUUUCCCUGA
Molecule: messenger RNA, 309 nt
Organism: Akanthomyces muscarius
Lineage: Eukaryota; Fungi; Ascomycota; Sordariomycetes; Hypocreales; Cordycipitaceae
Exons: 3
Coding region: 1-309 (102 amino acids)
Source: RefSeq, a predicted model, not a curated record